Messenger RNA from Acaulospora colombiana, 695 nucleotides. The record is from the annotation of a GenBank genome assembly. Lineage: Eukaryota; Fungi; Glomeromycota; Glomeromycetes; Diversisporales; Acaulosporaceae.
AUGGGAAAUGCAGUGUCUGGACCUGCAGUGCGCGUCCAGGCCGGAGCUUUAGAUAGUUACGUCUCGGAACUCGGUCCUGAUAUCCACUAUGAUAAGAGUAUUGGUCAUUCACGAUUUCUCAAGACUGUCAAGGCUAACCACCGCAACGGACCCUUACUCAUCAAAAUCUUUGUAAAACCUGAUCCUGGAUUGACCGUGCUCAGAACUUACUACAAACGACUUACCACCCAACGCGAUAAUCUCGCCGACAUUCCUAAUGUGUACUCGUACCAAACAUUUGCGGAAACUGACAAGGCCGGAUACAUAAUUCGGCAAUGGUUGGCGAAUAGUCUCUUCGAUCGCAUCAGCACCAGACCCUUUCUCUCCUUGAUUGAGAAGAAGUGGAUAGCUUUCCAGAUUUUGACGGGUUUACGCGAUGCUAGACGAAAGAAGGUCGCCCACGGGUCCUUGUCGACGCUCAAUGUUCUGAUCACGUCAUCAAACUGGGUCUAUAUCACCGACUUUGCGUCCCAUUUAAAACCGACUAAUCUGCCUCUUCAUGACCCUGAUGACUUUUACUACUUCUUUGACUCAGGAGCUCCGGAGAGAUUCUACGACAGUGGAGGGGAAAUAGAAAAGCUAAAGCAAACCUUAACCACGGAUUUAUGGACCAAGGAUGGCGCGAUCACCGAGGCUAUGGAUGUGUUCAGUGCUGG